Molecule: messenger RNA, 9915 nt
Organism: Owenia fusiformis
Lineage: Eukaryota; Metazoa; Annelida; Polychaeta; Sabellida; Oweniidae
Source: the annotation of a GenBank genome assembly
AAAGGGAUUUUAACUGAAAACAUUUUGUAAUAGUUAGGAUUACAUCUUUUAGCGUAUGGAUUUUAAAAAGCGGUAAAUUUGAUUGGCCGAUAAUAACAAAAGGUAAAGUGUGACACACGAAAGUUCGUGUCGGACAAAAGUUCAGGAUAAUCGUCGAUUUCUGACUGAUUUUCGCAAUAUUUGACGUGGAUAACUAUGUACAAUGUAGCUGAAUUGCUGAAGAAGUUGGAUACGUAAAAAUAUUACCACAACAUAAGAAGGAACGUCUGUGAAAUAAGAUUUUUUGACGAGUGCAACCUGUUCAAAAGUUCAAUUCAAGUGGAAUUUUGAAAUUAUUUUCAAAAAUGGUGUUUGUUUAGGAAACAAGUUCCUAUACCUCUUAAUGCUAAUGGAUUUACUCCCCACUCAACUUCAACAAAGGAUAUAACUACUUUCCAAGAAUCACUUUAGGAUUGUACAUCAAAAUUGAGAAUGGAUAUAUGAUCUACGCGUGAAAAAGACUUGAAAGUAAAGAAUACAACUUUCACAAUGUCUGGAGUCUCCAAUUUUAUGAAUUCUCCCCUUGUCACCUGGGUGGCCACAUUCAACCCAGGGGCAGAGGAGCUGACCUUCCAAGACUUGUGUGAUGGCCUCUACCUUUUGACAGUGUUCAAACAAAUUGAUCCCCGUGCUGCCACCGACAACAUUGUGCUGAAUGUGGAAGAUGUGAAGGAUCGGCUCAACAACUUUGACAUCCUCAUGAAGAACAUCAAGGCUUACUAUCAGGAUGUUCUCCAGCAGUACAUUGUCAUGAGGCUACCUAAUAUUGUCAGCAUCAGCAAGGAACCCGAUUCUGUUGAAUCUCUGGAUGAGCUAAAGAAGGUGCUUCUACUGGUGCUUGGUUGUGCUGUACAAUGUGAACGCAAGGAGACUAUUGUUGAGGGUAUUAAGGAACUGGAUGUACAAACACAGCAUGCCAUUGUAGAGAACAUCAAAGAGAUCACAGAUGACAAUAGAAAUGUAUGUGCAAUAGACUCAGAUAUGGCAGAUACUAAGGCCCUUUAUAACCAUCUCAGGAUACUGUCAUCCGAACGGGACAUGUAUAUCGACGAGAUCAAAGAGCUUACCCAAAACUUAGACUUGACUGCUAACAAGAUGCCCCUGUCCCCACCCAUCUCCCCAGACAAACACCACUUAGGAGUAGAACUUGCAGAGUGCAAGGCUAAACUAAGACGCCUCAGAAGUGAAGCGGAAGAUAAGGCUGAAAUGAUGGCUGAGAUGAAAGAUGAACUUGAAGAACACCGCAGCUCUCUCACUAAACUCCGCAGUGAAAACCUUGAACUUACCCAGGAUGCACGGGCAGCACGUGCCUACAGAGAUGAACUUGACGUCCUGAAAGAAAAAGCGACAAAGGUUGAUAAAUAUGAAAUGGAUAUUAAGAAAUACAAAGAGAAGAUCAAUGAACUUGAGUUCUUUAAGACACGUGUUGAGGAGCUACGGGAGGAUAACCGUAUCAUGUUGGAGACAAAGACUAUGUUGGAUGAGCAGCUUCAGAGCUCAUAUAAACGUAUUGAGACUGUGAUAGAGUUGGAGAAUGAACUGAUGAAGUAUAAACAGCAGCUGGAAGAGAUGAACCAGGAGAGGGAUGCAGACAGGCUGAGGAUACAAGAGUUGGUAGAGGAGAGAGCAAGCAUGGAGUUUAACAUCAGAAGUACUUUGAAUGAGAGUGCCCAUCUUGAAUCUGAACUACAUGAUGCUAAGAUACAAAAGCCUGCUGGUUCUAUAGCCGAACAAUUGAAUGACACUUCUAAUGCCAAACUAUUGAAACUGGAACUAGAAAACCAGAGACUCCAGAAGAACCUUGAUGAUCUUAAAGACAAUUCAAUCGUUGAGAACAAUGCUCAGUUACUAGAACUAGAGAAAGAAAAUCAAAGAUUAGCAAAGAAAGUGGAAAAAUUACAAAAUUCUUCCUCAAAGGAAACACAAAAUUUUGUCGCUUUAGAACAACAAAAUAUUGACUUAUCACGUGAUAAAGAGAACCUUCUUCAGACUAUGGAUACUAUAAAAGAAAGUGCCGAUCGCCAACUUAGGGAGUUUGAAAUUGAGAAUGAACAGUUACAACAAACCGUCCAAACACUACGUGAACGCAAUGAGAAAACUUUAGAUCUUCGUAUGAAAGAUAUUGAAAAGGAAAACAAACGAUUACAUGAGAAUGUUAGAGACAUGAGCAGCCAAAUGUCAAAGCUGGAAUUUGAUAAUAGGCAGCUCCAGAAACAACAGUACAAAUUGGAAAAUAAUGUUGAAAAAUUAAAAGAUCUAGAAAAUGAAAAUCAGAAAUUAGAUCGUGAAAAUAAUGAACUUCAUAAAACAGUGUCCACAUUAAGAUUAACAUGUGAAAGAGUAGAAGAGUUGGAACAAGAAAAUUCAGACUUUGAAGUACAAAAUCAUAAACUCGAUAAAAUGGUUGAAAACUUGAAAAAUUCCUUGAGGAAAAUGGAAAAUGUGGAAGAAGAAAAUAUUAAUCUGACAGUUGAAAAUCAGAAAUUGAAUCGAACAAUUGAAACUAUAAAAAGCUCAUCUGGGAAAGUUCUGGAACUUGAGAGUGAGAAACAAGCUCUGAAUCAUGAAAAUGAGCAAUUGAAGAAAAUGAUAGAACACUCAAAAAAGGAACAAGUUAAAUAUGCCAAGAUGGAAGUAGAAGUUAUAGAACUGGACAAUGAGAACCAGAAGCUAGCCAAAAACAUUGAAAUUGUUGAAAGGAAGGCCAAACAAUUAGAAAAAGAGAAUCAUGACAUUGAAAAUGAAAACCAGAAACUGCAAAAAAGUUAUGAAACUUUGAAGCAUUCAGUGCGAAAAUAUGAUGAGUUAGAACGCAGACAUACAGAACUAGAAAUUGAAUACAAUACAUUAAAUCGUGAUAUUGCAUCACUUGAAAAGGAAAAUAAACGGAAUAAACAAACACUUGAGGUGAAGGAUGCUAGCAUAGAUGAAUACAGUGCUCAUCUGGCUGAAUUUGAACGAGAAAAUAGGAACCUUAAGAAGACUCUUGAGAAGAGUAAAACAUCUGAUAAUAAGCUGAAAGAUGCUGAGAAGGACCAUAAAGAAUUACUCCAACAAUCUGCCAUAGACAAGAAAACUCUCACUACUCUCAGAGAGGAUCUUGUGAAUGAGAAAAUAAAGACCCAACAGCUGAACAACGACCUUGAUGCACUGAACUCUGAGUUGGACAAAAUGGGACUGAGCCGGCAACGUCUUAUAACUGCAGCUCAGGAAGAGGAUGAAAGUCGUUUUAAAGCCCUAGAGUCAAUGAUGGAAGAUGCCUUCAAAAAGAGUACCGAGCUAAAGGAGGAGAAAAUACAUGCACUUGAGAGCAGAUUGGAAGAGUCCAAAUCCCGCAAUACUGACCUACAGAAUGAGCUGCGUAUCGUGAAGAGAGAGUUUGAGAAACUCAAGCAGAGACAUGAUGAGGAGGUUAACAGCUUACGUCAAGAACACAGCUCCCUACAGAAGGCCCAACAGAGGAACAGAACCAGUAGUGUAGAACUGAGGGUCCAACCCAGCAUGAACAUUCCCCAUGCUCAACCCCAUACCAAUGCUACACACUCUACUACACAUGUUAUGCCUCAACCUGUACAGCAGAUCACACAUGUAUUGCCUCAACCUGUAGAACAGAUGCCAGCUAAGGAAAUACUGGCACUUAAGGACCAUCUUGUAGACUUGGAAAGAGAGAAUGCUACACUCCUAUCAGAGAACAAGAGCAUCAGGGGCCAGUUGCAGGAAUUGAAGCAGCAGAUCAGCACUUCGGGCUCUUCACAAACAACCCUCCAAUCCCAGGUGAUUACACUCUCAACACAGAAUGACUCACUACAAUCCCAGAAUGCCAAGCUUCAAGUUGAGAUGACAACUCUCCAAUCCCAGAGCUCCUCGCUGUCCUCCCAAAAUUCGCAUCUACAAGAGAGGUAUGAUAACCUGGAAGGAGAUCAUGAGCAGCUGAUUAUGAACCAUGAGGAGUUACAAGGAGCCCAUGAAUCACUUGUGUCUGACCACGAGGCCCUACAACAGUUACAUGAACAACUCACAGGGGAAUAUGAGGCUUUGAUAUCAGAACACGGAGGUCUGAAAUCCCUCCAUAAAUCUCUAAAACAGGAGUUCAAGGACUUACAGGAGGCCCAAGAGAAGUUAACAAGGAAUAACAACGAAGUGAAUAAACUAAGGGACCAACUUGAGGGAGAGAGACGUAGCAUGAAGACAGAGACCAAAUCAAUGGGAAAUAUGCAGACUGAGUACAAUCAACUCAAAGAUGAGAACUCACGUUUGAAGAGCUCUAAUGAUAAACUAAAUGGGGAGUAUAGGGAUCUCCUGAAAGAGCACAAGGGAGUUAAAUCUGAGUACAAUGGACUGAGAUUGAGGCAUACUGAGCUGCAGGGAGAUAUGGCAGAGUGCAAAGACCAACUUAACACAAUGGAUGUUGAGGUGGCAAAGAUGGCCAAUAAAUGUGAGGCUUUAGUGAACCUGAACACCAAGCUAGAGGAUGACAACCGUGCAUUAAUCAUGCAGGUCCAGGCUCUGCUCAACCAGAACCAGGAGUUGCUCUUGCAGACCCUUGAGUCCAAGGAUCAGUUCCAUGAGGAAGAAAUAGUUCUCAGAGACAAGCUUUCUGACCUGAAGAGACAGAAAGAGAAACUUGAAGAGAAGAUCAUGGACUCUUACAAGAACAUCACAUCCCCCAAGAAAAACAGAAGCUUUGGUUCAAAUCUUGUCAGGAAAGCUAGAGGCUUCAUAACAAAGCGCCGUAGAGACAGAAAGUCCAAUUUAGGUCUCAAUGGCAGCAUUGACAACCUACACCACAUUUCUGAUAGUUCUUCUAUGGGGUCUGCAGGGGACACUUAUGAUGGCGGAUUCAACAGGAGAAAACAAGAACGUGAAGACAGAGAAAACAGACGUCAGAGUUCUUCUGAAUUGAUUGAUUCUCCUAAACUCGCACGUCAAAGUCGCAAACUUGCUGCAUCAACUACAGCACUAAAUGUAAUCCAACGCAGCAUGGGAGAGGAGACUUUCAGUCUUAGAGCUGCUAAAUCUUCGGAAGAUCUAACAUUUGACUCUCCCCGCUCUAACAAGCUCACCCCCAGGACAUCUCGCAGUGAUGUCACAGGGUUCACAUUGUCCAGUACCCCAAGAGGAGCCAUGACAUCACGUAGUGAGGGUCACCAUGGUGAUGUAGACUCCCUGUCGUCAAGCAACACAUCACAACAACUGGACUACUCAGGAAGAAGUGUAGGGAGGGGCAACACUCCAGGGUCAAAUCAAAAACCGACCCCAGAUUUAUUGAAACGAGAAAAAGGUUUCCCACGUCAUAACAGUCAGAGCAGCGAAGACAACAUUCCAACUCGUGAUAUUGGUCCAGGUAUCAGCCAAUCACAUUCCAGGGAUUCCUCCAUUGACUCAUCAACCAAUAAGAUGAACUAUAGUCAACAUACGCCCCAGAAAACAACAAUAAAUAAUCGUAGCCAUGAGUUCUCCCCUGGCAGUGAGGUGAUAGAUCUACUCACAUUUCUCAAUGAGACUGAUCGGGAACCAGAUGAGCGGAAGAAGUUCCUGGACACAAAGAGUAAGAGCUCGAUGAAUCUGUCCCUCAGCUCAUCCCUUGGCACUACCCCUGUCUCCACCUACAACAAGGGCCCUGCCACCAGGAAUAUCUAUGAUGGACCUAGGGGAUAUGAGAGCCUUCCUCGUAAAACACGUCGUGCUCCACCUAUUCCAGUACAACGAUCUACAACUGUGAGUGAAUUCAACCACCCACCACAUGUCUCAAGAGUGAUUCAGCCAGCUAAGUCAGAUAUGGACAUCUCAAAGAUCUCACACGUGUCUGAAUUAAGCAUGCAUCCACACAACAAUAACAGCAACAAUAACUCACACAGGCAGGGCAGUCCCCAGGGGGCAGCACUGUCUCUCUCAAGCAGAAAUAUAUCGCCAAUAUUGAACAAUACUCGAGACCUGAAAACAUCCACUCCUAAGGUUAAUAAUGGAUCUCCAAACUAUACCGUGCGAUCCUGGGCUGAUCGUCAGAGAGAGCAAGGUAUUAUGGAGGCCCCAGAAAGUCCAGCUCGACCUGUGCGAGACUCUGUUAAUGAGUACAAUAGGAGAUCAAGUGUAGAGGAUGUAGGGGUCUCACCUCGUCUACGUUCUCAGCAUAGUAUAGACUCGGCCACUGAUACCUCUUUACGCAAUGGAGGCUCCCCUGUGCAGUAUACAAGGAGUCCUCGAAAAGAGACCCCUUCUGUUGAACGGGAAAGGUCAAACAGAUUGAACAAUGAACCUGAGGUGGAUCAGCAGUUUAGCACAAGUGUUAGUAAACUGACUAAGAACUUUGAGGAUAGUGUCCAAAAGUCACAAAGUAGUCCCGUUCCCCCACCUAGACGCCUGCGUGAUGGUAGGUCCCCUGCCCGCACCUUAGAGCACACUCCAAAUACAACCCCCAGAGACACUACUAACCCAUCCACCACACACAUAUCACGGAAAGAUGACACACCAAGAAGCCGGAGUGGGCGAUCAUCAACUCCGCCACGUCCAAAUAUGGACCAGAAAGACCCAAGCAAGCCAAAUUCAGUGUGGUAUGAAUAUGGUUGCGUGUAGCAUUCAUUUAAUUCAAACAUUUCGUAUAUUUGUGAUGAAUAAUCAAGGAAUGUAACUUCAUAAUGUUCCUUGGUGCCCAGCAAUGUUAAAUUGUCAUAGUUGUUCACUACAGUACUUCAUUAUAGUGCCUAUCACUAUAGUGCCUAACCAUAGUACCUUCAAUGGUACUGAAGUCUGGUACCUCACUAAAGUGCCUCAAUCUGGUGGCUGAAUAUGUUAAAUAAAUGAAUAGGUUGCAUUUAACAUUGAAUUCCAAAUAUGUAUACUGUAUGUAGCAUUGUGAGUAUUUUCUCUAUAAGUAAAUCAUUCAUUUUGGUAUCAGUUAUUCCCCCUAGACCUCUAGCAGAAAUGUCAACUGCUAUUAAUUCAGGAAAUUAAGUGUGGUGCCGUGGACCAGAUGUAAAAAUGUACAUAUAUGUAAAUUAGGCUUCAAUUUAUAUAAAGUAUUAUAAUGCUUUUCUAUAUAUAAUGCAAUUAAUGGUGGAGCAAUAGUUUUGUAGCAAAAGAUUACCAUGUAAGUUGUAUAUACAUGUGCAUGUACUAGACUAUAUGACAGUAAUACAAAGUUUGUAAAUAUUCCAAUUUGAUACAUGUGUACAUGUUAGGAGAUUACAGUUAAGAGGAAUUUGGAUAAUUUACCCAGGACAUAUGUUUUGUAUGGCUAGUAAAAGUUAAUGAUGGUCAACUUGAAACAAUUAAAAAUCACCUCAAUACACCAAAUGUACAUAAACCAAAUGCAUAGUGAAGAGAUAAGGAAACUAUUUGUUGAUACUCUUGAUAUAUCUACAUGUAGUUUCAUUAUUCACUGGUGUCUCACGCAAUCUUAUGAUUUCUCGAGUUAUAGUAUAAACCUAAAUUGAAGUCUUGUAUUUCACCCUUGAUCUCCCCCCUCCUCAUUUCCCAUAUACACUGUUUGGGAAACAGUUAGUGUGAUGAGUGGGAGGGGGUAGAUACUUGUUGCAAGACUGAACUCUGAAUUGAGAAAAACUUGAAACAAUAACAAUUAAAACGGAACCUAAGUCCCUGAUGUUGAUGAUACGCUAGAGAUUAGAUGCUUAUAACAAAAUGUACAUUCCAUUUUAGAAUUAGACAUGCAAUAUUUAUGUUAUUAUGUCAGUGUGCCAGAUGUGUUUUAAUGUGUUAAGUACCAGGGAGAUGAUCAUAUGUGACUGAGUUAUUGAAUAUUGGAAGUGAUGGAAAACUUCAUUCAUACACUAGUUUCAGAUCUUAAUUGUGAUUUAGUAUUUGUUUAGACGAAGAACUUUAUUGUACAAUGUACAUAUAUGAUAAAUGUAAUAUUAGUCCCCUAUGUAUGAAUAUGUCUCAUAUCCUGACUCAUUUGUUCAUUAUUUCUUUAUUUGCCAGUGAUUAUCUAAAAAUAAUUCUGACAUUGAGUCAUAUUAUUGUUUGGAAUCGUUCUAAUGGUAAACAUUCCCAUGAGAAAAUUCUACAGCACAUGUCUCCUAAAGUAAUAUUCUCUUUGUAAUAUGUAAGUAAAGUCUGAAAGUGUAAGUUAUCUCUAUGAAGCCAAGACAUCCGAUACAUGGUCCAAUUAAACAAUUACACAUACGUGUACACACGUAAUAUGCUGAGAUACCUGCUCCUCAAGAUAAUCAGGCUUGACACUGUAAAAAUGUUACCAGAAUGAGAUUGUAAUGUGGCCAUGCUGAUGUUUUAAAGAAUUACUCAAAAUUGUGUCUGGAAUUUCUAAAUUAUGGGCUUAUAUUAUAUUCACUCUAUUUGAUAUUUUUUGUAUUUCUAGGUAGGGUUUACAUUCUAUAUACUUUUAUCUUGCAAUGCAGUCAAUAUAUACACUUUAUGGCAAAUUAACAGUGAUUGCGGAUUUUUCAGGGGAGGGGGUUAAGUCAAAACAUUUUAAGCCCACAAUUAAAUAUGCCUAUUUAGCCAGUGUUUAUUGACCUGAUCCCUACAUUAUAUCAAGAUGAUAUUAAUCCAUCCAUAGUCUGGGCAGUAUUGUUCAUAGCAUAUGUAAUGUGGCAUUGUGUCAUAAUAUCAGACCGAAUGAAGGGUAAAUUGUUUUAUGUAAAAAACAUUCCAGUAAAGUAAAGUACAUAUGUAGACGUAUUAUGUUGAAAAUUGUCUUGUUAGUUGAUAUAAGCAGUGUGUAAAUUGAAACUUCCCAAGAACAGCACUCUGGACACCCUGUAUGCAAACCCCACCUUAUUGUAUUUUAUUAGAGAAACAUAUGUAAAAGUACUCAUUUUGUAUUAAGCUUUUAUAGACUAAACUAAGAUCUCUGUCAUUAUAAUGUAUAAGUAUAUUCGAAUAUUGUGUAUUAGUACCAAGCUUGAUUGUUUUGUUAUUAAAUUAUUUGUGACUAUUUAUAUGAAUUUAAGAAGUUUCGGGAUGACAACUUUUCAUCUCAACUUUUCAGUAAAUACUCUAAACUCAUAAGUAGCUCUGUCGUGAGCCUUGGAUGUAAUUCUUUUCAAAAGAUACAACCUUGCUUACAGUUAUUGUGUCUUUGUAUAUAAUGUAUUUCCACAACAUUAAAUUCCUUUGACAGCCUGGGAUUAUGAUAUCAAUACCAAAAUUGCCAGUAACAUUGAUGUUUCUAGAGACUGUGCGGUUGUAAACAUCCUUCAACCCUGUCAACAGGAACUCAUAACUUUUUUUUAUUAUUGCCUAAUUAAAAGAAUUGUAUCGCAAUUUUCAACCAGUAUCAGUUUUUUGACAAAAUAACAAAUAAGAUAUUUUCCAAUCAAUCAGGCUGUCCCAGGUUUACUCUGUUGAAUACUGUAUUUUUUUUAAUUUGGCACCAUCUUUGAUUUGGUAAAUUUUAAUUAAAUCUUCACCAAAUCUCCAGGAACAAUAGUGUUAACUGUAAUAUAUAAUACCAUAAUUGAAAUCCAGCUUGCCCUUGAGUUAUAGCGUAUGUUCUUAUAUUUUCAUUGUACCAUUUGGGCCAUCUAUACAUUGGUAUGUUACUGAUUGGCUGAAAGUAAGGACCUGAUUUUGUGUUUCUUAAUAACAGUAACACUAAGAGUAUCUUCCAAAAUUAAAAGGUAUCAAUAUAAGCAAUAUGACCCCCCCAAAAAUUAAACAAAUACAGUAAUCGAUGGAAUGAAGUUUACUUUUAGUAAGGUGAUCUUUCUCACUCGCACUUUGACCCGGACUCAUGCUUGGGUCAAAUGCAUGGAGACUAAAUGAUUAUUAUUAUUAUAUGUAUGUAUUAUAGAAGCUUUUUAGACAAAGUGCUUUGUCCCUUGUACAAACAUUAUGUCAUGUACAAUUGUACUUGUCAGCUGUAGUUUUGUAAAAUAAAUACUUUCAGCAAAAUAA